GUCAGUUGGGACUAUUACUCGUGCUAAAUAGCCUAAAUGAAUAUUGUUCUUAAAUGUAAAAAUAGCAUAUUAUUAUACUUAGUUAUUUGAUUUUAUUUUAUUUUCAUUUACAAUCAAUCUCAAUAUUUCUUGUUCAUCUAAGAGUAUAAAUGCUAAAUAAAAAUGAUUCUAAUAACAUUUUAUAUUUUUAUUUGUUUUAUUUUUGUUUUAAAAGCGCAAUCCAUAUUUAGGCCUAAUUUACCCUUGGGAAAAUAUCGAUUGGUAACCAAUGCAAUUCGCCAAUGUGAUAACACCCAACAUCUACCGUUUCAAGUGAAUUUAUAUUUGAAUAAGAAGUCAUCCAAUGUUACAGAAUUUAGGGGUAAUUUUUCAUUAGGAAUACCUAUGGAUGAUUCAUUAAUAUUGGACGGAAAUGUUGAAUCUUGGAGUUUAACUGGAGGUUGGAAACCAAAUUCUAUUGUUUACGUAACCACUAACGACUGUACUAAAACAAAAUUCAUCGCGGGAAAUGUUUGGAAAUCAUUUCUAAAAGCUUUUAAUGUUCCAACUGAAAACUGUCCAAUACCACCGGGUACUUAUAGUACAUCAACGGGAUAUGACACAUCACUUCUUGAGGACAACAACGCCCCAAAAGUGUACUUUUAUGGAAAAUAUAAAUAUGUGGGCAAGAUGAAAACUAAAGAUAAUAAGCUAUUAGGUUGCAUCGCUUAUGAGGUAGAAUUGUUAAGACCAUGGGAGGUAGAUUUCUCUAAGAAUUGAUACUUAAUAGGACAUAGAUAAUAAGUACCUAAAAGUAACUGCGGUGUAAUGAAAUAUUUUAAUUUUGAAAUAUAAU
Molecule: messenger RNA, 835 nt
Organism: Myzus persicae (green peach aphid)
Lineage: Eukaryota; Metazoa; Arthropoda; Insecta; Hemiptera; Aphididae
Exons: 4
Coding region: 163-759 (198 amino acids)
Source: RefSeq, a predicted model, not a curated record